This is a messenger RNA of Silurus meridionalis, 4887 nucleotides long. RefSeq names its product glycerol-3-phosphate acyltransferase, mitochondrial (gene gpam). Gene Ontology annotation, cellular component: plasma membrane; mitochondrial membrane. The transcript is spliced from 21 exons. The record is from RefSeq and is a predicted model, not a curated record. Gene Ontology annotation, biological process: phospholipid biosynthetic process. Lineage: Eukaryota; Metazoa; Chordata; Actinopteri; Siluriformes; Siluridae. Gene Ontology annotation, molecular function: glycerol-3-phosphate O-acyltransferase activity. Bases 345 to 2801 code for a protein of 818 amino acids.
UUAGAAGACAGGGCGGGUAUGGAGACUGAUGAUCCGCUGUGGCGACCCCUAACGGAAGAAGAAGAAAUUUUGCUGCGCCCUCUUAUGGCUGGUUUGGAUUAGGUGCAAUGAUCUACUGGGACCAUAAAAUAAUGCAGCGCCCUCUUGUGGCUGCUUUACUGAAGCGGGAACCCAUACUGACAGGGACUGCUAACGACAGUAGUGAACUGAAUUGCCGGUGUGUUGCUCAAGGACAGCACGGGCUCACAUCCGACAUAGAAUUAACUUUUCCCACCCAAAAUUAUGUUUGCUACAACAUAGACAUUUUCGACGGUUUGUAGUGAGUGUGGUGUGAAGGUGCGAGAAUGGACAUCAACAUGGUCCUGGGAGGUCAGGACAGUGUACUGUUGGCUAGCAGUCCUGACCAGGCAGUCAGCCGUCUUAAACCUCCCUGUGAUGAGCAGGAUCGAAGUUGUAGCCCUUCUGUCCUGCACUCUGUGACCAGCACAUGGAAGGAUGGCCUACUAAACCGCAAACGGCCAUUUGUGGGAAGAUGCUGUCACUCUUGCACUCCCCAGAGUCAGGGGAGACUUUUUAACUCCAGCAUCCCCUCUUUAGGACUUCGCAAUAUAAUUUACAUCAAUGAGACCCACACAAGACAUAGAGGCUGGCUCGCCAGGAGGCUCAGCUAUGUGCUCUUUGUUUUGGAGAGAGAUGUCCACAAAGACAUGUUUGCCCGCAAUGUGGUAGACAAUGUCCUCAACAACACCAGGGUGCAGAGUGCUAUAGAGGAGGUGGCGUCGGAGGCAAAAACGGACCAGAAUGCUGCAAGUAAAGUGAGGCAGAAGGCCAGAGGCUUUCUGCAAGAAAUGGUGGCCAACAUAUCACCUAGCCUCAUACGGUUGACUGGAUGGACAUUGCUGAAAUUGUUUAAUGGGUUCUUCUGGAGCAUUCAGAUCCACAAAGGUCAGCUGGAGAUGGUGAAGAAAGCUGCAACUGAGUACAAUGUUCCGCUGGUCUUCCUGCCUGUGCACAAAUCUCACAUUGACUACCUUCUCAUCACCUUCAUCCUUUUCUGUCACAACAUCAAAGCCCCGCACAUUGCCGCCGGCAACAAUCUCAACAUCCCUAUUUUCAGCACAUUGAUUCGCAAACUGGGAGGAUUCUUUAUUCGCCGUAAAAUGGAUGAGACCUCAGAUGGAAAGAAAGAUGUUCUUUAUAGAGCUCUGUUACAUGCGUACACAGAGGAGUUGUUGCAGCAGCAGCAGUUUUUGGAGGUUUAUUUAGAGGGCACACGUUCUCGCAGUGGAAAGCAAUCUCCUGCACGUGCUGGUAUACUGUCCAUUGUGGUGGACACCCUGUGUGCCGGGGCCAUUCCGGAUGUGCUCAUCGUGCCCAUUGGCAUCUCCUACGACCGCAUUAUUGAGGGCAACUACAACAGUGAGCAGCUGGGAAAGCCGAAGAAGAAUGAGAGCCUGUGGGGAGUGGCCUGUGGUGUGUGGAGAAUGCUCCGUAAGAAUUACGGCUGUGUACGUGUGGACUUCACUCAGCCUUUCUCUCUCAAGGAGUAUCUUGACACACAGCGAAGUCGAAAUCUCCCAGCCCCACUGACUCUGGAGCAGAUCCUCAUCCCAACCAUCAUUGCAGCUCGGCCAGAUGAGGCUGUGUUUAAUCGCGAGGAAGAAGAACACCCGGAUUCCAGAGCGCUGUCUGACGAGCCUUGGAGAAGGCAGGUCAUCUCUAACCUGGCCAGGCACAUUCUCUUCACUGCCAAUAAGUCCUCAGCAAUCAUGUCUACUCAUAUUGUAGCCUGUCUCCUGCUGUACAGACACAGACAGGGUGUGUUGUUGUCCAAGCUGGUGGAGGACUUUUUCAACAUGAAGGAAGAGAUCCUUUCACGGGACUUUGACCUGGGUUUCUCAGGGAAUUCUGAGGAUGUGGUUAUGCAUGCGCUCAACCUGCUAGGAAACUGUGUGAAUGUGACCAGCACAAACAAGAACACCGAGUUCAUCAUUGCCCCAAGCAACACUGUACCAGCACUCUUUGAGCUCAAUUUCUACAGCAACGGUCUCUUUCAUGUCUUCAUUGCAGAUGCCAUAAUAGCCUGCAGUGCUCUGGCCAUGAUGAGAGAGCAGGUCACACAGGGUGAACUUAGCACCUCAUCCACUCUCCUCAGCCAAGAGAGACUCAUCUGUCGAGCAGCAGGGCUUUCCCACUUCCUCUCCAAUGAGGUUAUUGUCACCCAGCCUUGUCAGACUGUCUACCAGGUCUUCCAUGAUGCCGUGACUAGACUGAUCCAGUAUGGAGUGCUGAUUGUUGCUGAUGUGGAUCAGGAGGAGCUGAGCCCUUCAGAGGAGCCCUGGCCUAAGAAGUUCCCAGAGCCUUUGUCCUGGAGGAGCGAUGAGGAGGAUGAGGACAGUGACUUUGGGGAGGAGCAAAGGGACCGGUAUUUGAAGGUGAGCCAGUCCUCUGAACACCAGGAGUAUUUCACCUUUAUGCAGCGAGUGCUAAGCCCAGUGCUGGAAGCCUACCUUGGAGCGGGCAUUUUUAUACACCACCUUCUCUCACCCAUGACUGAGAGAGAGUACACACAGAAGCUCUUCAAAUACUUGCUCACACGCACCGAGAAAGGGGUGGCAGCCUAUGGAGAGAGUGCUACACAUUACCUCGUGAAAAAUACAGUCAAAACAUUUAAAGAACUGGGGGUGCUGAAGGAGCGCUGUGAGAAUGGUGUGUGUCGUCUGGAGCUGAGCCCUACGUUCCAAACUCAGGCCAACAGGAACAAGCUCCUGCAGUACAUCCUGGGAUUUAGCCUGCUGUGAGCCAUAAGAUUAAUUUCUGUGUUUCGCACAAGGGCUUCUACAGGCUACAAUAACUAUCAAAGGUGCUACUCUAUGGAAGAAUUACCUAGAAGUGCCUUCAGCAAACACCUAGACCUUGGUCAAGCCACACUUGCGCAUUUAUUUUUUUUUCCUCUCCACACCGAUGACAAAAGGUGGACAUGCAGCUAUUGCACGAUUAUUGCUGUUGUCUGAUUUUCUGAUUUAUUUUAAACAUUAGGUUUUGUCUUUUUACGUUAACUCACUUAGGUACGGUAAUUACUCACUUUCUAUAUAUAAGUUGCCUUCAGAUUAGACCAGCAUAAUUCUAGGGUAUCUGGUGUUGAUCGUUAUUUUAAGGGCAUUAAACUGACUAAAGUUACUGGGAAGCCUGUGUGUAGCGCUUGUCUUUCACAGACUGUCCUGUGAAUGUAAAGAAAUAUCUUAACCAUAACACAAUUUUUGUUUAAUCCUUGCAAAAAAAUAAUAAUAAAAAGAAAAUUCACCUGAACUGUUACUCUAUCCUACACUUAUUAGAUUAGAAUGUAGAGAGAAUUGAAAAGGACAUUGAUUGUACCUUGGACUGGUAGGUAUGUAAUAACUGCAUGUGGCAAUAGUUUGAAUUUUGUAAUGUGCUGCUCUUGGGACACAGUCUGGCUAGAAAUAAAAAGAUUUACAGUGACAUUUAGUACAGAAGGAAGAUAGAUUGGAUAUUCUGAUAUGUUUAACAUUUCCCACAUUCAGCAAGCAUGUAUAGGUUAAUUGUUAUUAUCCAUAAGUAAAUUCUUACAGGUACUUCUGUUUAAAUAGAUUGACUGUAAACAGGUUACUGAGGUUUUACAAUCGUGUCAGUAGUUACUAAUAGGUUACUAGUGUUAAAAAAAAGGGGUGGGGGUCUAAUUGAAUACACCACCUAUAUUAUCUGUGGGAUUUUUUUUUAAACAUAUGGCAGCAUUUAAGAAUGAAAUGCACUUUAAAAGAAAAAUGCAACUGAUGAUGUUUAGUUUUGUUUUCCUUUUUAUGUGAAAUUUCCAACAUUUACUUGUUGACUUUAUCAAGAUUCAAUAUUCAUAAAGUUUACCUCAGAUAUUCUUGAUUGACUAAUGCACUACUACUAAUGCUCUUCGUGAAUCCUGCAGUUAAUAAAUAAAAGGUUAGGGGUUUUUUUGGUUUAGUUUUUUUUAAGAAAGAAUUGUUGAAUGUGCAUGCAUGACAUCAUGGUUUACUUUAAAAGGGAAGCUGGAUUUACUGCAUUAUGGUUAGCUAUACUUCACUCUUUUUUAAAAAUCAAACCGAGCUUCUCACUGAGCUUCUCAGAAACAUGAGCAGAUGAUGCGUCAUGACUGAAUUACUCAAUUGUGCUGAACGUAUUGUAAAUGUGCAAAAUGUCCACAAAUGUGAAAUGCUCUUAUUACUGUUCUUAUUAAUGCCUCAUCAUGCUUAUUAUGGCAUGUUUGGAUAAAACACAAGGAUAUGUUUGAUUGUUAUAUGCUUGUUUGUUUUAUUUUUUGGGGGGAAAUUUCUUGGAACAGAAAUUGUAAAACUGCCAAAACAUACAUGUUGAACAAGGGCAGAAAUUAAUAUGCAUGUGUUAUGAGAACCUAAAAUAAAUUUUGAAUAGGCAAAGAUCUUGAGGCUGUUACAAGGAGGACCAACAUGAACUACAUGUUCAAAUAUCCCCAAUAUGUUUAAUUCUGUGGUCAUUAGUGCUCUUUUACAAGAUCACUUUAUAACUUUUGACAACUUAAAUAUUCAUAACUGGGAAUGUAUUUAUUAUAAAUGUGGAUAUGUACAUGACAUUCUCAUAUUAAUUCAAUGUUUUAUGAUUUUGGCUGGUGGGGUGAACCACUUAGAACGUUAAAUAUUCUUCACAUCUUAGCAGAUUCACACGCAUUUUUAAAAUUCAGUGUCCUUGCCCAGUUUUUUUUGUUGUUGUUGUUGUUUUGCUCUCAUUUGUGUGCUCAAGUUCAUUUGACUUAGACAGAAACUAGUUUCUUUAUUCAUAUGACAUGCCUGUGAAAUGUUUAAGUGUACAGAUUAUGUUUUUAAAAUAAAUUAAUCCUCAAUUAAAGAAUGAUUUAGCUGUCAA